Effrenium voratum is the source of this 1294-nucleotide messenger RNA. NCBI's taxonomy places the organism in Eukaryota, Dinophyceae, Suessiales, Symbiodiniaceae. The record is from the annotation of a GenBank genome assembly.
GGACAUUCUGACCAACCUGAACCUCACCAAGUGCGAUGGCCUCAUGGUGGCGGAGCAGCUCUUGCGCGACCCCGCUCUAUUCCAACGAGCGAUCGGCUCGGCGCCUUCGGUGCUGGAGCUGGCGGCGGAGUAUUGCGGGCACUGCCUGGCGGAGACACAGCGCUUCACCGCGUGGGAGGCGGAGAACGUUGACGUGCUUCGUAGCCACCUGAGGUCGAUGCUCUGCGGUGGGGUGGGCGCCUCGGAGGCGGAUCCGGGCACCGAGCGGCUGCUGGGGGAGGCGACCCGGGCACGGGCCAGGUAUGUGCUCGACUGGUGGCGGAUCCAGCAGGCUACCUCGGUGGAAGAGGCGGUGGCACUCUACCGCGAGCGCUGUGCCAGCAUAUGCCCAGAGGCGAGUGCUGGCUUUCCGGCGCCAGCCGCACCGCCCGCGCCGCGGCAAACGGCGCCCAGCUUCGAGGCGACGCCGCGGCUGGCGCGAGGCUGGCUCCUCAGCGCUGCGGCUGCGGUCAAGGCGCUGGCGGUGUCGCUCUAUGCGUGGCUGUGGCCAACGCCGUGCCAGCCCAGUGCUGAGAGUUUGCUUGUGGUCACGCGCAGGCUCUACGAGCCCUUGAUUGAGAAGACCGUGGACACUGAGGUCAAGGCCCAGAAUCUUUCCGGCUCCCAGCGGCUGCGGCGCAUCGCGCAGUACCGGCGGCAGGUGCGCACCCCGUCGAUGAGCGAUGUGCUCCAGCAGCCGCAGAACGUCUGGGAGAUUGUGGAGUUCGGCUUGGACAGCGCAGAGUAUGCGGUUCAGGCCGUGGCCGAAACCUUUACCCAGCUGCAGCGCCAGAGAACGCACCCAGUGCUGGUCGUGGUGGACGACUGGAACGAGUGCUUCCCCUGCUCGGAGUACGUGUCCAUCCGCUACGACAACACCCGGUUCAACGGCUACAUCCCCGCCUACCACCUCUCCAUGCCUCGAGCGCUACAUCGCUGGGACGGCCGGAAGUACCGGCGUGGGUUGAAGCUCUGCGCCACUUCUUGGCAGCGCUACAAGCGCCGGCAGUACCGACCAGAGCUGCUGGGAGUUCAAGAUUAUGAGAUCAGGACGGUGCGGAACUUCACGCAGCAGGAGUUCGCCAAUUAUGUGAUGUACCUGCGUCUCAUGAACGUGGUGCACAAGUUCCCUCCGGAGGAUUUGGAGUACUUCUAUAUGCUCACUCAGGGCAACGGUUGGCAGGCCCGGCGGAUCCUGUCCACACUCUAUUGAGUCACCUCCACCUCAAGACCGAUUCGAAAUGGGAAUGGGAGA